AUGCAAAGAGUUAGCGACAACAUACCGUCGCCGCUCAAGAGGGUAUCAAAUGCUGUUGUCAACUGGGCCAAGGGGCCUCAGCCUCCAAGAAUAUACAAGAUCGAGCCAUUCUUCCCGGCUGUACAGCACGCGCCUCUCAAGUUGUUGGAUCGUUACGCUCCCAAACGUAUGCAACGUUUCUGGCUUCUCUUCGUCUUUUACAUCUGCUGGCUCCUCUCAUUCGCUUUGAUCCUACACAAAUCAUCAUUUGCUGCCGAUGUGAAAGACUAUGGAUCGCCGAUAAGACUGGGUUGUACGGCAAGAUACUGGCACGAUGGGAAUGGCUGUGGUAUAAACGGAGACCAGUGCCGACCUUUUGCCAACUCAUCUCUGGCCUUCCGCUGCCCUGCAGGAUGUAUCAAAACUCAAGUUCUGUUCCCUCAUGCUGUUGGAGACCAGGAGGUUGUAUACAAGCCCCUGGUUGUCGGUGGGCCCAUGAAUCGGAGUGAACCCAUCUCAAGCACUGUUUAUCGCGGCGACAGUUUCAUUUGUGGCUCUGCCAUCCAUGCAGGCUUCAUCAAGAGCGAACAGGGCGGAUGCGGCGUCCUCAAACUCACCGGAGAUCAACACUUCUUCCCCAGCGUAAAGCAAAAUGGAAUCGACAGUAUUGGUUUCGAAUCCUACUUCCCGCAAUCUUUCCAGUUUGUAGAAGGUACACAAUCUCAAUGUCGGGACUUGAGAUGGCCUCUGCUCGCCUUGUCCGUCUUCUUCACCGCCACGCUAUCCUUGUUUACCACAUCACCAGCCGUAUUCUUCUGGUCUAUUUUUGUUGGAUUGUUCUUUCAGACAGGCCUCGCUUCCGAUCCUCCAAAUCUUACAGAUUACUACUCCUUGAUUUCCACCGCUCUUGGAAGAUUCCUACCGGCCGCCUUCGUCAUGGCAGUAAUUUUCCGUUAUGCCGUCCGUUACACUUUGACAGGCCUGACAGCCCAAUUUGAAAAGACGAUUCUUUGGCUAGGUGCAGCAUGGGUCGGCGCACUGAACAACUAUACUUUCGACCGCAUUCCUAUACAGCGCCUGACUCCUCACGAUAUCAAAGCUCAGCCUGGUGCCGUUCCAGCUCUCAUCUCGAUCGUGCUAAUUAUAUUCUUCAUCGCAUUGGGUCAAGCCUAUGCUUUCCGUGUUGAAGGUCGCAUGCCUCGCUAUCUGGUUGUAUACGGCCUCUUUGUCCUGGCACUCCUACUCCUCCUUGCCGUACCAGGCAUGAAUCUGCGCAUCCAUCACUACAUCCUUGCCAUACUUUUACUUCCUGGCACGGCCUUCCAGAAUCGCCCGAGUUUGUUCUAUCAAGGCUUGCUCUGUGGACUUUUCAUCAACGGCAUCGCUCGAUGGGGCUUCGAUAGCAUUCUCCAAACGCCAGGAGAAUUGCUCUCUGAUGCGCCGCAAAACACUCUGUUGCCUGACAUCUCACCUCCCGUCUUGGGCACCAGCAACAUUACCUUUACACUAGGCCCCGUUCCUCCAGUAGAUACCAAGAAGGAUACGCCAUACUAUGACGGUAUCUCAGUCUUGGUGAACGAUGUAGAGAGAUUUAGAGGAUAUGCCGACUACGAUGCUGAAGGAUUGUGGAAGGACGAUGGAACCAGAGAAUGGACCUGGGAGAGACAUGAUGAGAGUUUGCCAGAGUAUUUCAGAUUUGCGUAUAUGGCUGGCAAUGCGGUGGCUGAUUAUACCAAAGCUGGGACUUGGUUGGUCAAUGGGACAUGGGUGCCCAUGAAGAGCGGACCGUCGUAG
Molecule: messenger RNA, 1773 nt
Organism: Aureobasidium melanogenum CBS 110374
Lineage: Eukaryota; Fungi; Ascomycota; Dothideomycetes; Dothideales; Saccotheciaceae
Exons: 1
Coding region: 1-1773 (590 amino acids)
Source: RefSeq, a predicted model, not a curated record